Molecule: messenger RNA, 1431 nt
Organism: Zingiber officinale
Lineage: Eukaryota; Viridiplantae; Streptophyta; Magnoliopsida; Zingiberales; Zingiberaceae
Product: protein ASYMMETRIC LEAVES 2-like
Exons: 1
Coding region: 470-1138 (222 amino acids)
Source: RefSeq, a predicted model, not a curated record
GGAUCUGAAGUUUACUCACGCAACCUCUCCUUCUCUUUUCCCCUUACCGAGUGCCGCAAAUCCUUCCGAUCCCCGCGGAUUCAACGCUGAGGAAGAGGAGGAGGCGAAGAAAUCGGUAUACUUGUUUUUUUUUUUCUUUAAUUCCAUUCAGUUUUGUGUUUAGUUUUUAGAGUUUCCUUCUUGUUUUUAGAAUUAGUGUUCUUGAGCAGAAGUUUCUUCUCCCACGAAAAAUGAUCUUACUUUGCUUCUUUCUUGACAUCUCACAAUUUUUUAAUGAGAGAAGAAGAAGACAAAAAAAAGAUGAAAUCUUUUUCGACUCGAGAUCCAAAAGAUCUGAUUUUUUGAGAGGAGAGUGAAUUAUUUUUAUGAUUUAUCCAUCUUUUGGAUCGAAGCAGUGAUCUUGCGAAGGAAAAAAUCAAGCGAAAUUAGUUCUAACCCUAAUUCAUGCAAUAAUAUUGAAUGAUUAUCGAUGGUCCGCGGUGGGUUUAAAUUACCAUUUUUAGGAAAUUGCCAAGAGAUGACGUCGUCGAGCUCGCCGUGCGCGGCGUGCAAGCUGCUGCGGCGCAAGUGCGCGCCGGAGUGCGUGUUCGCGCCGCACUUCCCCCCGGACCAGCCGGCGAAGUUUGCUAACGUGCACCGCGUGUUCGGCGCCAGCAACGUGGCGAAGCUGCUGAAGCAGCUCCGGCCGGAGCAGCGGGAGGACGCCGUCGUGUCCCUCGCAUACGAGGCGGAGGCGCGCCUCCGCGACCCCGUCAACGGCUGCGUCGGCUACAUCCACCUCCUCCAGCGCCGCCUCAGAGAGCUCCAGCACGACCUCUCUCUCGCCGAGAAGGAACUCUCCAACUACCUCCUCGUCCCCGCCGCCGGCCCCCACUUGGUCGGCCUCCCCCAUUACGCCUUCAAUCCCAGCUUCGCCGGAGGCAUCAACGGGAUGGCCGCCCCGAUGGCGAUGAAUAGUACAGACCCGGCACUGCCAGUGGGGAUGCUGUACGAUCGGACGGGCAGCUUCGGAGCGACAGCAACAUUCCGGCUGCCGGCGGUGCAGUUGUUGAACGGCGCCGGUGGAUUUGGAGCAUUGUUAGAGCAGCAACAGCAGCGGCAGUACCAUAAUCCUGAGCAAACACACGGGGAAGAGUAAGAUCAAUGGUUUAGGUCAUUUUUUAUCAUUAAUUAAUCAAGAUCAACAACAUCAAGAAAGAAUAAGAUAUUGAAAAUAGAAUUUACCUCCUCCGCGUUGAUCCUGCGACGGGUUGAUGGGGGCGCUGCGACGAGCGUAUUCACCUUUUACCAUCAAAAUAUAAGAUAGAGAAAUUAAGGGUAUAUGGAUCCACAUACGGUAUAUAUGUAAUGCUAUUAUGUAUUCUUUCUCUCUCUUUCCCUGUAAAUUAAUCAAGCAUUUGCACUGUCAGUAAGAUAUAAGGUGUUAUAUCA